This is a messenger RNA of Capsicum annuum, 1217 nucleotides long. RefSeq lists its product as uncharacterized. NCBI's taxonomy places the organism in Eukaryota, Viridiplantae, Streptophyta, Magnoliopsida, Solanales, Solanaceae. The record is from RefSeq and is a predicted model, not a curated record. The coding region runs from base 454 to 978 and encodes 174 amino acids. The transcript has 2 exons.
GAUCAGUCUAAACGAUAAAUUUUUCAAAGGUAAAAAAGAAAGCAAUAUAUUGUAUAGUAUUAGAGUAACACUUUUGCACUUCUGAAAUUUGAAUGUCAGCAAGAAUCAUUUGCCUGCACCAAAGCAAAAAAGAAAGAGCGUUAUAUUAUUAUCACUAUAAAAUAAAGAAGAAAAAGAGAAAGAAAGGUCUAAGUUUGCCAACCCAUCUUUCAGAAACUCUCUGUAAUUUUAAAAAAGUUUGAUUAUCAUUAAUACUACUUUUCUUUUAUACUACAGUAUAGUACAAUCCCAUAGAUGAGAAGAGAUUUCUAAUUCCUCCACUUCUACUUUUCUCUCUAUAUCAUUCAAUCACAACAUAUAUAUCUUGAUCUUCUUUGUUCAUGCAAGAUCCAAAGAAUUCUUCACAAGCAAGGGUAUAUAUGUUUUUGUAGGAAGGCUUGGUACCAAAAGGCAAUGGAGAUGGCCUCUCUAUGGAAAACAUUUGCCAAGCCAAGUGAAAUUCCCACAACAAAUCCUACAUUAUGGAGAAGCCUUUCUAAGUCAUCAAGAGAGAUUUCAACCACAAAUGCGAAUAGACAAAAGUUAAGAAGAUGCACCUCUUUAAGGGUGGCAACUUCUUUUACUAGAGUUUGUCUAUGUGCACCAAUUUCUUCCUACACUGAAGUAUUUCAAGCAGAUAAUCAUGUUGUUCCACCAAGAAAAAGUAAUAGUUAUUAUUCUAGAACAUCAAAACCAAUGACUAUUUCACAAGAAAGAAUUCCAAAUGGAAGGAUGAGCUUGGAAGGGAGGAAAAUUUUCAGGGGAAAAUCUUUAACUGAUGAUGUGUUAAUGAGGAGAUUUGUGAUUGAAGAAGAAGCAAUGAUGCAAGUUAGGAGAAGGAAUCAAAUGGAAGUUAUUAGGAGAAGAAAUUCUUUGAGGAGAAGAAAAAAACUUGGUCCAAGUCCUUUAAGUAGAAUGGUUUUGGCUGAGGAAGUUUAAUUGAAGUGUACUUUUGAGUAGUUUCUAAAAAGAAAAAAAGUCAAUUUGGUACACUAAAACUUCCGCUACGUGUGUGGGGUUCGAUGAAUAGCCAAAUCACUUUCUAUGUCCAUUUAAUUUGCCAUACAUAGCCAUUUGAGUAUGUUUAAGUUCUUUCUUAAAUGGUGUUGCCUCUUGGCUUGUGUCUCUACUCUCUUAGAUGACACUUUUGGCGAUUUGAUUCAAUGAUAUUUUCACAA